CCCCGCGCGCGCGAUUCCACGAGAGGGAUCCCGCGAGCCGCGCGCGCGACUCGAGAAGCGGAUGCGAAAAGGGGAGAAGGCGAUCGGACGGAUCUCUCGAGGACAAGAGAGAGAAGGAGCAAGGAGUGAGAGUGAGAGAGCCAGCGGCCUUCUCCACGCGACCAGCGGGCCUCCUGCCCGCGACAGCAUGUCCGAGCGCAUCGCGUGGGCCCCGCUGCUCCCGGAGGACGAUGCGUCGCGACAUGGACCUCGCGAGCGACGAAGGAGAUAGGAUACUUUUUUGACUUUAGAAAGUUUCGUGCAAUAGAUGGAAACGAUACAGCCGCAACCUAUUGCAAUAAUUAUGCUGAAAUACUCAAGUGGCACGAGAAUAUUUACAAUACGUUGAAGACCUUGGAGUUUUGUCAGAACAAGGGGAAAUUAAGUUACUGCCUGCCAACAAUAGCACACCCACGCUUGUCACCUGUUCAGUGAAUGUUGUGAUAAUAAUUUAAUGGCUGUCGGAGAGAUUCCAAUGGACAGUCUGUGUGUUAAACGCAUGAUAUUCAAAUAAAACAGGCCAUUCUACGACUCUAAAAAUACUCUAACUCCUGAUGAACAAAUCUGGAACAAGGACCUAUGGAAUUGACUGACCUAUAUAUCUAUAUAAAAAAGAGGAAUAAAAUAACUCUAAUGAUUCUAUUUUAUUACAAUAAUAAUUAUUAAUCAAUGGUUGGAAUACUCCAAGAUAUAUCAAGAGAGAUCUAGAGAUAAUUUGAAAGAGCUUUAUAAUUUCUUAUGGAUAUAUUUUGUGACCAGAAGAGAGAUAUCUGCAGAUUUUUAUUUCAUAUCACGCAAAUUUAGUUUUAAAACUUUGAGUGAUACAAUUAAAGUUGAUUAAUUUUUGGAAUCUAGCCGAUUGGCAAGUGUAUUUGGCAAGAGUAGACAAUCGAAAUUGCGUCAAAAAUAUAGCAGAAUAUAAAUAACGCGUGUAAAUAAUUAUAAACAUUGACGUUGUGCCGUUGUAAGUUUGUAAAACAAAAUGUAUAAUAAUUAUUUUAAAUGCUUAAAUCAGUGGUUGUAUAUAACGAGUAAACAAGAAGAAGGGGAAACAACAUAUAUGAAAUAUUGUAUAGAUGAUAGAGGACGUACUUGCUAACCCUCUUCAAUACAAGGGUUAAAAAAAUGGACAACAGUGGGUCUGGAGUAGUGCAAGUAUUUGUGGGUGAAUGGAGCCCUGAAUAUGAGGCGCUUUCCAUUAAAGCUACGAAACAAACCUCGUCAGCCGAGAUAGUGGAAUGUAUUAUUGAAAGACUCGGAUUGGUUGAUGCUUCUGUUUCGAAUGGCUAUGAAUUAGCAGAAGUAGUAGGGAAUUCUGUUGGGCAAGAAUGUAAGGAAAGGAGACUUGGCCCUACCGAGUGCCCCGUAGCACUCAUGUUAUUGUGGCCAAAAAAUGAUGCUCAGCAAGAAUAUUACAGAUUUUACUUACGGAAAAAACAACCAGAUUAUUUAUGGUCUGACAGUAGAUUCCCUAUGGAUCCUCAACUUUUAAAGGACUAUUUUAAUAGAUUCCUUUAUCAACCACGUGACAAGGAAUACCCAGACCUAUGUCAGCUUCCAGAUCUGAAUGAGCAAACACUGUUGGAUAAUCUGAGAGCAAGGUUUUUAGCUGGCAAUAUAUAUACCUACGUCGGCAGCAUAUUGAUCGCCUUGAAUCCGUUCAAAUUUUAUCCCAUCUAUAAUCCGAAAUAUGUAAAAUUAUAUCAAAACAGAAGAUUGGGUCCGGAUAUACCUCCUCAUAUAUUUGCCAUAGCCGAUGCAGCUUAUCAUUGUAUGCUUAAGGAAAAGAAGAAUCAAUGUAUCGUCAUUAGUGGUGAAAGUGGUUCUGGUAAAACAGAAUCCACGAAUUUCUUGUUGCAUCAUUUGACAGCACUCAGUCAAAAAGGUUCACAUGGCAGUGGAGUGGAACAAACGAUACUCAGUGCCGGACCUGUUUUAGAAGCAUUUGGUAAUGCAAAAACGGCACAUAAUAACAACAGUAGUCGCUUUGGCAAAUUUAUUCAAGUAAAUUAUAAAGAAAAUGGAAUGGUCCAUGGUGCUGUGGUUCAAAAAUACCUCUUGGAGAAAUCAAGGAUUGUUUCUCAAGGACGAAAUGAAAGGAAUUAUCAUGUGUUUUAUUACCUGUUGGCUGGCGCAAACGAGCAAGAAAAACAGCUAUUGCACUUAGAAAGCUGUGAUCGAUACAAUUACUUAAACAAAAGCGGUUGCUACGGACUGGAAAAUAUCGACGAGCGGCAUGAAUUCUCAAGAUUAAAACAGUCUAUGGAAAUGGUGGGCUUUACGGCAGAGAAGCAAAGACGACUCUUCGCAGUUCUGUCGGCAGUCCUUUUGCUAGGUAAUGUUGAGUUUCAUCCAAGAAAAUCAUAUCACCAUCACGAUGAAGCCGUAGGUGUUAAAAAUCCAGAAGUAGUUGCACUGAUAUCAGAGCUUCUACGAGUAAAACAAGAAACUCUGUUGGCAGCACUCACUGCUAAACGUGCAAGAGCCUCUGGGGAAACUUUAGUUAUUAACUAUAGACUUCCUGAAGCGAUUGCAGCACGUGAUGCCAUGGCAAAAUGUCUGUAUGGAGCUUUAUUUGAUUGGAUUGUGUUACAGGUGAAUCAUGCAUUGCUUUCUAAAAAGGAUACUCUUAGAGAUCAUCAAGGCAAUAGUAUAGGCGUAUUAGAUAUAUUUGGCUUUGAAGAUUUCAAAACGUGCAACAGUUUUGAGCAAUUGUGUAUUAAUUAUGCGAAUGAACAACUGCAACAUUACUUUAAUCAACAUGUUUUUCAAUAUGAACAACGAGAAUAUAGAAAGCAAGGAAUUAGAUGGACAGACAUAGGAUAUAGUGAUAACUCCGGAUGUCUCAAUCUCAUUGAAGGGAAACCAAACGGUCUCUUGUGUCUUCUCGACGAUCAGUGCAACUUUCCUGGUGCAACGAACGAAACGUUGUUACAGAAAUUCAAUACUGUGCAUAAAGACAAUCCACUCUACGAAGCACCGCAGCGCCGAGAAGCAGCAUUUGUUGUUCGUCAUUAUGCUGGAGCAGUCAAAUACCAAGCUGCAAAUAUGAGAGAAAAGAAUCUAGAUUUGAUGCGACCCGAUGGCGUAGUCGGAGUAUUGAAAAACUCCUCUCUUGCUUUUGUGCGAGAAUUAGUCGGCGCUGAUCCAGUUGCCGUAUUUAGAUGGGCUAUAUUGCGGGCCUUCUUUCGCGCUCACUUUGCAUUUCAAGAAGCCGGUCGAGCACAUAGACAUGGUAGAGUCGAUGGAAACAAGACGUCUGUACAAAACAGAUACAGGACACCCAACGAAAAUUUAAUAAGUUCACACAAACAUACUCGCCCACCAAGUUAUCAGAAGCAACGCAGUGUAUGUUUACCAUCGGCUACUGCUCCUUCUGCCACAUUAUCUUCAUUACAAACUGAAAACAACGACAAUAUAAACAACAAUCGUCUAUCGUGGCCACAGUUCAGAAACAUUAAUCAGACGCAACACCCGUCAAACGUUACAUCGACGAAGGGUGGUUACAUAUUACGGGGCAGGGAAGACCAGUCCCAUAGUAAUAAUAAAUUCAGACGAGAUACUCACACUCCGCUAGAGAGGGUGCUUCCAAAAGAUGAAGCAAAUGUCAUGGAACGCGCUAAUCAAAUUGUCAUGAAAAAUAAAUCGUUUCGACCGAGGGAACGUGGCAAGAAGGGCCUGAAAAAUCUGCAAACUGUAAAGACACUCGCUGGACGAACUCAAAGUUAUGGUACCGGGCCGGGAAAAGCCAGAAAACAGCCUAUGACUGUUUCAGCGCAAUUUCAGCAAAGCUUGCACAGUUUGAUGGAUACUCUGAAUCAAGCGAAUCCCUUCUUCAUCAGAUGUAUUAAGAGCAACGCUAACAAAGUACCGAAUGAGUUUGAUGAGGAAACAGUACAACGGCAGCUGCGCUAUACGGGAAUGUUGGAAACAGUCAGGAUAAGACAGGCUGGUUUCAAUGUGCGGCUAACGUAUGAGGAAUUUAUACAACUCUAUCGAAUGCUGCUUCCUAAGGGUCUUCUGAGUUCACAAUCGGAUGUUAGAGAUUUUCUUUUAACUCUUAAUCUCAAUAGAGAUAAUUAUCAGUUGGGUACGACUAAGGUGUUCCUCAGAGAAUCCGAAAAAAUUAAACUGGACAUAGAACUUCAUCAACAAAUCAUAACGAGUAUUACCACUAUACAGAAAUGGUUUCGUGCUUGUCUGGAAAGGAGAAAAUUCCUGAGAUUAAAGAAUGCCAUUGUGCAAAUACAAUCUUUUUGGAGAAUGGUCUCGGCACAACGAUUAGCUCAGGUUCUUCGUGCAAGAACUGAAGCCGCAUUACAUAUACAAACUGCCUGGAGAAUGUAUAAACAGCAUAGUUGGUUUAAAAAGCUGAAAUCGUGCGUUAUCACCUUCCAAGCAUACGUCAGAGGAAAUAAUGCUAGAAAAAGAUUUAAUGAACUGAAAAAGCGGAAAAAAUCUUUGCCAGACAAAAUUCAAGACAUCAAGAAAAUUCAAGAGUAUAAAGAGCUUGUAUAUGAUAAAGUAUGCGCCAAAAAUAGUGAAGAAUCAUUCGCGGAAGAUCGAAGUCUAACGGAAUAUGGCGAAUCGCCUCGAAAAGUAGAAUCUCCAAAUCGACUCACGACAAGGGGCGAUAACGCGUAUCGAGACAGCACUUUGGAUACAAAUAUCUCAUAUUCGAAACGAAAACUCACCCCGAACAAACGCAUUCUGCACGACGUGACGUUGAAGAAUACGGAAACGUAUCAUUUUGAUGACAUCACGGAGCGCAAGAGUAGUCUCGAGAGUUUGAGCAGUUUAAGGAGUUAUGAAUCUCAAGCCAGCAUCAAUAGUUCUGAGUCACAAGAGAAUUCAGGCUCGAGACCUGUGCCGAGCACGAGAACGAAACGCGGUGAUCAUUCACCGGCAAUCACAUCAAAUCUAAAUCUGAACGCAUCCAGUCGACUCUCGUCAGUGAGUAGAAGGACCGAUAGUUCCUCAACAGGAUACAGCGACGGUGAGACCGAAAAUGAGACGCCGAGCGCUGUGCAAAGUGCUCCACCUGUUUUCAACACGAGUCCGCCAUUCGUUAGUUCGCGCGACGUGAAGUAUCAUCCUACCAAUGUAAACCCAACACAUAGUCCAAAUUCGGAAAUUUGGCGUCGUAGAGUAGACUACUCGCCCGCUAACUACAGCGAUUACUAUAUGUCGGUACCUCAGAAAGCAACCGUCACCCGUUCGCCGAAUGUCUCCCAUUACAAGAACGUGACGGACAGUGUUUUCGAACAAGCCCGCCAGGAGAAGCCCACCGAAGCAGCAAAUUAUAAUGUCAAACUCGAUACGAGUGAUCGCUUUGCUCAGAUGGAGAGUUUGGCAAGCAACAGGCAACGUGGACACAAUGACAACAUACCUAAUGAGCGAAUGGAAAAUAUUCCAAUAUCGCCGGUAAAACGAGAUCACGGGCUUGCCAAGAACGUCAAAGACCUCAGCUAUUUGCGACGGCAAAAUUCAGAGGGUGAUACUACGACAAAGGUCAUGGACGUUAACGAUGACGGUGCUUUGAAAAGCACUUUGUUGAGAGGAUCAUCUCCGAAAGAAAAGAACUCGCGGUCGAAAGAAAAAUACGAGCCGGACGUGCCGGUAAGAAAUGCAAGGCGAAACAGACCCUCGAGAGAGGUUCAGUGUCGAUCUAUGGGCGAGAGCGUAGUCGAAACUAACACAGAAACCCGAAAUCUGCUUCUUGGCACGAUUAAAGAAAGCGACUUGAAUAAAACGACGAACGUAUGGUCUCGAAAAGAUUACCCACAUGAGACUACUUCUCGAUCUGUCACGGAUUGGCCCAUGAAUAAAAAUGAAGCUACAUACAAGGUACAGCAACCCGGUAAACGUAUGAGAUCUAAUGCAAUAACGACUCUCGAGUUACGAAGAAGAAACUCGGAUCCAGCUACAAAAAUCUCGGGUCUGAGCGAGGAUAAGAUGGGACAGGACACCAGCUCGAAUGAUCUGAAACUCGCACCUGGCAUGAAUCUUCUCGAAUGGAAAGGUAAUUUGUUUACAUUGGCCGGUCAUCGUUUCCGAAAAGUGGCGAGAUUCGCGAAGGAUGACGUAUGCGUGUGUUGCCAUGAGAAAAUGGAUGCAUUCGUAACGCAAGGUUACAAGUGCAUGGACUGCAAACAACUGUAUCAUGUCAAAUGCAUCCAAAACGGCGGAGUGCUGAAAAUGCCAUGUUUAUUGGCCAACACGCCAAAUAGACGGAAAAAUAGGAAAUCCCCGCGCACACCGUACGAGACGACAAAACAAACGGUUGCGUCCAAGUUCAGCCUAACUGGUACUUCCGCCUUCUCCGACAGCACGGACAAAAUCAUUUCCGACGCCAAAGAGUUAGCGCUGAUGCAAGAUUUUAUCACCAAGAAGAUCUACAUAAUGGAGAGUCAAGAGGAGGGACGGAAACCAAGCGAAGUCGAUCGCGUUUUCAAACAGGCUCUCAGGAAGUUCAAAGAUGACCUGGUGAUCACAUAUAGCGUUGCCAUACAGCAAGGCGUAGAAGGCAACAUCAAAUACACCGAUUUAAUCGCUAACUUCCUUCACGUCAUGGAAACCGUCUGCAAGCAAGAGAACACGAGGGAAGAUUUUCCCGUAACGAUGGGCGUGAAUGCAUUCAGGGGCUUCAUGAAUGAAUUCAUGGCCAUGGUUAAAACGGAAGCUCCUGAAAAGCAAAGUAGCAAACGGAAAAAGGAGAAGAAACGGAAACAGGAGGAGCCCAUACGACAUGGCAGUCACAUGUUCCAAUUGACUAUCAUCAAUAUACCCACCGCUUGUGAAGUCUGCACGUCAUUCUUCAUGUGGCCCAUUGAGCGAGGACUCGUUUGUCAAAAUUGCAAAUUGACAUGCCACAAAAAAUGCUACUUGAAGGCAUCAGCGGAAUGCGGCAAGGACGGUUCGCUGCCCGAAACGAAUUCACGCAAAGUAUUCGGCGUACCGCUGUACAAGUUGGACUGCGGUGAUGGCAAAGUGCCGCUCGUAGUAGAUCGAUUAAUCACAACUAUCGAGAUGCACGGUCUCUACACUGAAGGUAUCUAUAGAAAGAGCGGCGUCAGUUCCAAAGUGAGAGAACUCAAAAUGAAAAUGGACGAGGGUGACUUGGAGAAAGUGGACUUUGAGAACUAUCAAGUGCACGUCUUAGCGGCAGUACUGAAGAGUUUUUUCAGAGAUAUGCCGGAACCGUUAUUGACCUACGAGUAUUACGACGAUUUCUUGCACGCAGCGAACUUGACAGAUCCACACGAUCGAAUCAGCACGCUUUUCGCCAUACUGAAAAAAUUGCCGAAACCCAAUUACGAUCUGAUGGAACGCUUGAUUGUUCAUCUUGCGCGGGUAGCGCGACAUGAGGUAGACAAUAGAAUGUCACCGUCGGCUCUGGCCAUCGUUUUCGCACCGUGCAUUCUCAGAACGAACAGAACAUUGCCCGCGCAAGAUUCUCUUCAAGACGUGGGCAGGCAGACGCGUUGCGUCGAAACGAUCGUGCAGGAAAAGUUGAGAGUAGUCAGAGCGACAUUAGCGGACAUAAAUACUCUCGAAUCCGCCUGUCAUACAGCGACUCAUCGACUUUCUAGUUUACGAUCAUCCAAGAUCUUCAGCCCGGAGGAGCUGAAUGUGGCCGCCUCGAGUGCUGCGGGACGAGCAGCUGCGAUGGAUCGUGACAGAGAUCGAGGAGAUGAGGAGGAAGCUUUGCUCGUCGAUCAUAUACAGGAAAUCCAGAAGGAAAAAGCUCUUCUGACAUCCACUCUACCUAGUCUAACGAGAGCUUCUUCGGACGAUGAUCUCCUCUUGUCAGCCACGGAUCUAGACGAUGGAUCCCUCGAUGAUCUUCUUCCAUCUGCUGACGGACUCGUAAGGAAGAAGCCCGUUCAAAGGCAAAGUUCGGCAGACAAUUCGUUUCCGACGAUUAUCAAUAUGGAUGACGAUAUGGUAAUGGUAUGAAUAGCGUCUGCGAAUAAUGUUAACGUGCAUGCUGUACGGUUGUAAUCUGAUGCAAAAUAUUAUAUUUGGGACAGAGAAUCAACCAAUUUAAUUGCUGGUCUUUUCAGCCAAGUAUUAAUGUGUUGAGACAAAUUAGUAAAUGCAAUUAUAAAUAGCUCGUAAUUUGUUGACUCCACGAAAAAAAAAAAAAAAAACAAGUUUAAUUGUGCGACUGAAAUAAUUCCAUUCUCUUAUCGAAGUCAGUAGAGAUAUCUAAAACUAUUUCGUACGAUGUACGAUUAAGAGAAAACUGCACAAAUUUUAACUUUUCAUGGUUUUAUUCGUAAUGCAUUCCUUUCUUUGAAGACUGUCAAAGUAUUUAGGCGCAACAUUUUGUUCGUCUAUAUAGAUCCUAAAGAAAACAAAAUUAACGCGCCACUUUACACACUUUUAAAUGAAAGCAUACACAAAAACUAGAAAGUAUUUAAAAAAAGCGUACUGUUCUUAACAUAUAUGUACAUGCACAAGUAUAUAUAUUUUAAGAAAUGUCCGCUCAUCAAAGUGAUGAGGGAGUCAUACCGAAUUACUUGUUUUUAUAAAUUUACAAUUUAUAAAAAUGUAAUUUAUUAUUACAACGUGUUACAAUUCUCAGCAAACAUGUUCUGUUCCUUUUUUUAUAGAGAAUCUUUCUUAACAUAUGCAGAUACGCUGUUCUUUUAUAACUAUUCGUUUAGCGUACUAGUAGAUCUGCCACUUCAUCUCUUCCCAAAGGAUCUACUUCUCUCGUUUAAAUGGAAUCGAUAAUCAACCGCUUUGAAUUCCUGUGCGAGAUGUUUCUUCUGUAUUUCAUUGUAAUGUUUAACGACAAUAGUCGAUUAAAGCAUUAGGUUUAGGUGCAGGAAUUUAAGGGACGACCAAGAGAGAAAGAGAAAACCAAAACAUUAGUUUGUACAUAUUAUGCAAUAUAACAAUUUCGUAAUAAUCUGUUAUUAUUGUUGAAUUUACGCGAGAGACGUUUAACAAGAUUAUAUUUCUACUGUCGAUAUUCGUUGUAGGGAUAACACGUCGUUAUCGUGCGCGCGCGCGCGCGCGCGCGCAGGUCUCUAUCGGUUUUAGUUUCUUCUCUGAAUCGAUUUUUACUUAACGCGUUUUUUUCUCAUGCUCAGAUGCGUCCCGGAGGCGAGUGUGCGUAUAUAAGUAAAUGCCUACAUUAUAUACAAGUACUUAUGUACAUAAAAAAAUUCGCGCGCGAGACUAAUCAAAUUUCUUCGAUCGAAAUAUAUUGCAUUUUUUUUAAUUUUGUUUUAAUUUAUAAUAUAUAUAUAUAUAUAUACAUAUAUGUAUGUUAUUCGGUGUGUUUUAAGUCGAUCUUUUUCAUGACUUUGCUUCUCGCUGUCUCCUUUGUUCGUUCAUACGAAUUCGUAACUUGUGCCACUUCGUGCGCGCAAUAGCCCGACGAUUGGAGAAAAUCGACAAUGUGAAAGAAAAGGGGUGAAAGAGAUUUCGAUCUCGCGUAAUAGAAGUUUCUAUCCAAUAAGGAUAAUCAGAUCAGGUCCCCACUUACGUACCACGAACUUAAUUGAAUUCCCCUGCGAAUUAAUAGUUACGCUUGAUGAUGAUCCCGGAUAGAAUUGGUCAGUGAAUUGAGUCUUUCUUUUUUUUUUCCUCUCUUUUAUUUCUCUUUUCUGGUUGGCAUUCGAAUAUAACGAUAUUUUCAGCUACAGCGAAAAUAGUGGAUGGAGAAUUAUUAUUACAAUUGUAAGGAGUGACUUGUGUAAAUUUUUUAUUCAUUAUUUCUGAUAUAUCACAUUUCAAUGGAUUAUAUAUACAGCAUACAUUCUGUUACAUCCAAUCACCAAAGACUCGAACGCGCAAUUAUUUUUUUUCAUUUUUUUAUUUACGUGAAUUCGAUUUUUUUCUUUUUUUUUUUACUUCACGUGCAUCCGCUUUUUUAAUGUGAAAGCGUCCUAUAUUUUUUAAUUGCCUUCGCAUAUACUUUAAAAGAAUAAAACUUAUAUUUCCGUCCUCUCUCGACUCAGAUCGACAGUUACAUUUAUGCAGCAGGUGAAUAUUUUAAGUUUCGCGUAUCGGCAAUCGAUGAGACGAGGUAAAAACUUCUUUUUCUGUUCAAUUAAAUCCCGUCUUUGAGUAUUGGACCACGCGCGACUUUUAUUCGGAUAACUUUUAGGAUUAAGUCGAAUAAUUAAAAAAAAAAAAGAAAGUAAAGAAAAGCAAGAAAAAGAAUCGUCCAUUCUCCCGCAACAUUUUUUUUUCCUAACUUGCAAGGACCCACCUCUGCGUUUACAUUCAUUUUAAGAACAAUCGACUCGGCGAUGAUGAGUAUCGAAGCGAUUAUCGUUAUGUCAAAUCUGUCGAUCCUCGAUCGUUUUAGACGGUCUCGGAAAACGGGACGACUUUAAAUUGCCUUUUUACAAUCGAUAAGUUUUACGAGGUGUAGCUAAGGUAAAUCGUUAUGAAAUCGUCUUCACUUUGUGUAGGGGGAGAGGGGGGGGGGAUAAAUUGUAGUGUUAUGUAAAUGUAAUGUUACCUUUCUCAUCUAAAGCCAUGACAUCGUGCUCGCGAUGCACAAAACGCUACGACUUUAAGCAAAGCGGAACGAUCUUAACGA
This is a messenger RNA of Pogonomyrmex barbatus (red harvester ant), 10606 nucleotides long. RefSeq names its product unconventional myosin-IXa. NCBI's taxonomy places the organism in Eukaryota, Metazoa, Arthropoda, Insecta, Hymenoptera, Formicidae. The record is from RefSeq and is a predicted model, not a curated record. Gene Ontology annotation, cellular component: actin filament; myosin complex. Gene Ontology annotation, molecular function: actin filament binding; ATP binding; GTPase activator activity. Gene Ontology annotation, biological process: intracellular signal transduction.